AUGGCUGAGGUUGGCGGGUUACCAUUUUCUCGCUUCCACGGCGAAUCGCCGGAGUCCCUUCACACCAUUCUCGUUGGCCAGGCGUGUGUGUUCGGAUGGAGGGCCAAGCUUUGCGUCCGGUGGUGGCGCACUCCACCGAUUCCACUUGCCCUGAAGAUUUUGAACACUUUCGGGAGAACACUAACAAUGGCUAAGGAGAUUAGCCGAGUCGUAUCCAAUCCCGAACGUGGUCGGUCGCUUGCCUUGGCCACCACCUCAUUCAAUGACAACAACAACAACAACAACAACAACCUGAAUCCUACCUGUCGAUUUUACGAGGAAUAA
Aspergillus ochraceoroseus IBT 24754 is the source of this 324-nucleotide messenger RNA. RefSeq lists its product as uncharacterized. The coding region runs from base 1 to 324 and encodes 107 amino acids. NCBI's taxonomy places the organism in Eukaryota, Fungi, Ascomycota, Eurotiomycetes, Eurotiales, Aspergillaceae. The record is from RefSeq and is a predicted model, not a curated record. The transcript is spliced from 4 exons.